Amphibalanus amphitrite is the source of this 5145-nucleotide messenger RNA. Its product is annotated as chloride channel protein 2-like. Gene Ontology annotation, cellular component: membrane. Gene Ontology annotation, molecular function: voltage-gated chloride channel activity. Lineage: Eukaryota; Metazoa; Arthropoda; Thecostraca; Balanomorpha; Balanidae. The coding region runs from base 1 to 2868 and encodes 955 amino acids. The transcript is spliced from 20 exons. Gene Ontology annotation, biological process: chloride transport; transmembrane transport. The record is from RefSeq and is a predicted model, not a curated record.
AUGGAUGUGUGGCCCGGAUUCUUCAGUCGCGGCUCGCCGACGGGCGCCUCGGCUCCCGCCUCUCCGCGGCGUACUGCCGGCUCGCCGCCGGUCGUCGCGGCCGACGCACCGCGGUACGGCAUCGACGCGGCGCCGGGAGGGGCUCGGAUUUGGCUGUACCGGGACCUGACCACACACCCGGUGCUCCAGUACAUCGCCUGGGUCACUCUACCCAUCAGCCUGAUUCUCUUCUCAGCCGGUUUCGUACACAUCGUCUCCAAAUCGGCAGUCGGGUCCGGCAUUCCGGAGAUGAAGACCAUUUUGCGCGGCGUUCCUCUAGAUGAAUAUCUCACGUUUCGCACGCUGGUGGCCAAAGUAGUGGGCCUGACAGCCUGUCUGGGCUCCGGAAUACCGCUAGGAAAGGAGGGUCCGUUCGUCCACAUCGCCAGCAUCGUGGCCACCCUGCUCACCCGCAUGGUAACCUCCUUCAAAGGAAUCUACGAGAACGAGAGCAGGAACAGCGAGAUGUUGGCGGCGGCCUGUGCCGUCGGCGUGGCCUGCAGCUUCGCGGCUCCAAUCGGAGGUGUGCUGUUCAGCAUAGAAGUCACAUCGGUGUACUUUGCCGUUCGAAACUACUGGCGCGGAUUCUUCGCUGCCGUGUGCGGGGCAAUGGUGUUCCGACUGCUGGCUGUAUGGUUCGAGGAUGAAGAAACGAUAACUGCCUUAUUCAAGACGGAUUUCAAGGUGGAUUUCCCAUUCGAUCCGCAAGAGCUAUUCGUAUUUGCUUUAAUUGGGGCUGUGGCCGGGUUCGCUGGUGCUUUCUUCGUGUGGCUGCAUAGGAGAUACGUCGUCUUCAUGAGAAGUAAUUCGUGUAUGAAGAGCUUCUUGUCCAGGAACCGGUUCCUGUACCCGUUUCUGGUGGCACUGCUGAUCUCAUCCACGACGUUCCCGCUGGGGCUGGGACAGUUUUUGGCAGCGGACCAGACCACUCACGAUCAGGUGCUGGAGCUGUUUGCCAACUUCACCUGGUCCUCAAGUGAUCUCACGGUGGACGAGGCUGAGGCAGUGAAUCACUGGACGAACCCGUACACCAGCUUCUACGCCAACCUCUGCAUCUACAUUCUAGUCACGUUUGGCAUGUGCGUGGUGGCCUCAACGCUGCCGGUACCCUCGGGCAUCUUCAUCCCGGUGUUCAAGAUGGGCGCGGCGUUCGGCCGUCUGGUUGGCGAGCUGCUGGCUAUGUGGUUUCCACAGGGGGUGCGCUACGGCGGACACAUCUCACCAAUCCGGCCAGGGGGCUACUCGAUCGUGGGCGCGGCGGCUCUGGCCGGCUCCGUCACGCACACCAUCUCUACCUCAGUGAUUGUGUUCGAGCUCACCGGACAGAUCACUCACAUCCUUCCAGUCAUGAUUGCUGUUCUGAUUGCGAACGCCGUAUCACAGCUCCUGCAGCCGUCCAUUUACGACAGCAUCAUCCAGAUAAAGAAGCUGCCCUACCUGCCAGACAUUCUCACCUCCACCAAUGCCUACUCGAUAUACGUGGAAGACAUAAUGGUGCGUGAGGUGAAGUACAUCUGGCACGGCAUCAGUCACCGGCAGCUGCGGCAGGUGCUGAGGGAAAACAAGAAACUGAGCAGCGUCCCGCUGGUCGAUUCUCACGAGUCGAUGAUUCUCCUGGGCAGCAUCAAACGGAAACACCUCGUUCUGUUGCUGGAGAAACAUCUGGGCCGGGACCGCAGGAUGGAGGUGGUCACUCGCUGGCAGAGAGCAGCACAGAAGGUGCGUCUGAGCCGGCCCAACCGCAACUGGAAGGACCUGGUGGCACUGGCCACCCUCGAACGCCGCGAGGAGCUGCGCCGCGAACACGAGGCUGCCGAGGCGGCCGACGUGGCCGCCUGCCCCGAGCCGCCCGCCGAGGAGGAGCCCUCCGUGGUGGAGGUAUCCGGAGCGCGGCUCGCCUGUCCUUCAGAUGACGAGCGCGAGACGGAGGAGGAGCCGGUGCCGGUCAGGAGGACGUCCAGGUUCGCCGUGACGCCCGUGAAGCUACCGUCGCUGCGGCUGUCCGGUGCUGAGGCAGAGGAGAAGGAGUCAGACCAGGAGGCAGGUGUCGUCAGAUCGUCGAGUCCGACGCCGUCCGACGCGGCGGCCGGCCGUCGGCCGCUCAAGCCCAUCCUGAAGAAGACCAACUCGUUUCGACUGUCCCCGAGCAGCCGCGAGGCCGGCCACGUGCCAACGCCCUACGCCACCGUCACCGGCGGCACGGGAGACAGCAGGAUGCAGACGGCGCUGGACCAUGUUCUGCAAUCAGCACCCUCAGCCGACGGGAAGAAGGCGGCCAGCAGCGGCGAUAGUCCCGAGGACGAAAACUGCGCGCGCGAGGAAAAUCCGCCACGGUCGCGGCUAACUCCGACGGAGAAACGCGUCACCCUGCCGGUCGAGAGAGUAAUCGACAUGUCUUACGAAGACCAGAAACUCUGGGAGGAAGAGGAAUUGGACAAGGAGGUCAACUUUGAAGAUUGCAAAAUAGAUCCGGCCCCGUUCCAGCUAGUGGAGCGCACCUCACUGCUGAAGGUGCACUCGCUAUUCUCAAUGCUGGGACUGAACCACGCCUACGUCACAGCCAUCGGCCGCCUUAUAGGAGUCGUCGCCCUCAAAGAGCUGAGACAAGCCAUCCAGCGAGCGAACCACUUCAGUCCUGACGAGGACGUGGAGUCCGACUCGGCGAGCUCGGCAGCCAGCAGCGUGUCUCACCUCGGCCUCUUACCCCGGGCUGUCACCGAGCAGGACGCCCCUUCUCACCGUCUUACCGAGGACAGGGGCGCCCCUUCUCGCCGUCUUACCGAGGACAGGGGCGCUCCAACUCGGAUCCCCAACUCCGUGGAAACUUGAUCUCGACUCAGGCCACUCAAAAGCAUGUUGAACUGUUCAAGCAGUGUAUUCACAGACUCCAUAAGAGACACUGGAUGGACUCGGUGAUCGAGUCGGCGUCUGUAUCUACGCGUGUGUAGAACUGGGGAUAUUCAGUAAAUGCUCAAAUGAUGAUACGCAAGUUAGCGUUCAUCGAAUUGGAGUGAAUGAUUGUUUUAUGCUUGUGCUCCUCAGAGUUCGUGAGAGUGCGUAUUUGUUUGGAGUGAAGUGUGUCUUGAAAGAUUUUAAACUUUUCUUCGACGGUGGUAUGCGUCUAUCGGUAUAUAACAAAAUAUAGUGUACGGUAUGUGCUUUCCAACUUCUAAUUGCCGCUUGCAUCUGUAUCUAGAUCCGCGCACCUUUAUCGAAAUGAUGUUAAUCAGCACCCGACUUGCUUAAGUAGAAGGUGGCAUUUGAAAGAGUUAUUGUGUAUAGUGGCUUGCUAAUUGUGACUUUUGUUUCUUACUUCUUAUCAAUUUGCUGCCUUCCAAUGGUUUGACUGGGCUAAUCAUGACAAUUUUAUUCGACAGCUUGUGGACAACGGCAAUUGAUUGUAGUGCCUUCCUAAUGAAAAGCAAUUGCAAACUACAUCAGAAGUCAGUAGUCACAUGAAUUCCCAGUUCAGUGUGGACUGGUUACAUUCAUGGCUCAUGAUUUGUCCGGGCUACGUGCACACAUAUAAGGAAAUUUAGCCAGACGGUUUCAUUUUCAUUUCACAUCCAACGUGGUUUCACAUAAUCGCUCUCAAUCCUUCCACCCCACCUGUCUUUUAUCGUCGUAUCAUGAUGAAGCUAUUCUGAACCCCGUUCAGUCUUCUCCACCAUUCCAUGCAUCACCAUCGGUCGUCAAGGCGUCACCCAGCCAAUCAUUUUGUUCCCCACAAGCUCGCUCGGAGGUGGGCAUGGGCCGAUGAGGCGCGUCUUCAGGGCGUCUUCACGGACUGCGGGCUUCUCUAGAGUGUCCUCAGGAACUGCGGGCAUUUCUAGAGUGCCCUCAGGGACUGCGGGCAUUUCUAGAGUGUCCUCAGGGACUGCGGGCAUUUCUAGAGUGCCCUCAGGAACUGCGGCGUGUCUGGGGUGCCCUCAGGAACUGCGGGCUUCUCUAGAGCGCCCUCAGGAACUGCGGGCAUUUCUAGAGUGCCCUCAGGGACUCCGGGCAUUUUUAGAGUGUCCUCAAGAACUGCGGCGUGUCUGGGAUGCUCAUAGGCACUGUGGGCGUCUUUGAGGCGCCCUCAGGGGUGGGUGUCUCUAGUGCGGUCGCAGGAACUGAUAGCGUCUUAAGAUCGCCUUUAGGGAUUUCGGGUGUUUUCGUGUUUUUUUGCAGGGACUGCGGAAGUCUCUAGAACGCCCUCAGAGACUUUGGAUGUCUCUACUCUCUAGAGCGGCGCCCUCAGGAACUGCGUGGUCUCCCAGUGUCUGGCCAAUGUCACAGCUGACACAGUAUGCCGGCUACGACCGCUGUCGAGAGACAUGGUCCUCGACUGUAGGACUCUGUGACAGAACAGUCGCCUGACACGGGCGUCUCUGGUACGAGCCUUGUAUGGUAUGGCUGCACCGGUUUCUGUCGGACUCCAUCCGUUACUGGGGCCCUAGAGAGGAGAAGUGAGACGGCAGAAAAAACAGAUCACCGUCCGCCGCGGCGGACGCUCCGAGCCGCUCUACUGUCGGCUCGACCUCCGAUGUCAUCCGGCGGAGUUAUGGGUUGGAGAAGAAAUUCCUGUUGGCGAUGUUUUGGGGAUAAAGAGAGCACACCUACCAUAGCCACCCGACAGAUCCUGGUUUUUGAUAGUGACUGUGUUAUGUGUCAUUUUAUGUUGCUUCAAGGGAUUGUCUUUUUCGGCAUGGGCAUUGGGUAAGGACUAAGGAGUAAGGGAACAUUGGGAUAUAGGGUUUCGCCAAGGGGUCACUGCAACUUAUAAUCACUGUAUUUACGGCAUGUGGUCAUUUUUCGGUCGAUCGAUUCGUGCCACUCAGUCGCAACAUGCAUAGAUAUUAUAUCUCUCAACAUUUACACAAGCGCAGUCGCCAAACUACAUAGAGUAUGCGAUUGUGUUUCGUUAUUCCUAUAUGUGAAUGUGAUGACAAAUUUGUUCAGUGUGCUGCAAGAGGCAGUAGUUAUCUCAAAACUUAUCACGCAUUUGUCCACUAUCGUCAUUGUAAAUAUAACCAUAAAACAUGCGCGUAUAUAUGGAUGGUGCGUGAACUGUUGACUCACCUUCGUUUAAUAUGUCUAAAUACAUACAUUGCGAAAUCGUGUGAA